ACUCAAACCAGACUCCAAGCGCCGAGACUGCCAAUUGUCUUUCAAAUACUUGUCCGUGAGAGUGGCCAGAAAAAAGACUCGUAGCAGGCACUUCCAUUGCUUCUUGGUCAAGUAUGGCUCACAUACACGAGGGGGCGCAUGGCGCCGAUGACAAACAGCCCACCGAGUACAGCACGCCAGCUAGAUCGUCCACGAUGGAGCCAAGGGGCGGGCCAUCUCAUCAGGAGCAGGAAGAAUACGAUAUCGAAACGGUCGAGAGGGUCUACAGGAAACUCGACCUUCGAAUCAUUCCAGCAUUCUGGACGCUCUACUUUCUCUGCUCGGCCAUCAGGUCCAACAUUGGUAUCGCGCAGACCAUGAAUGCCGCCCAGGGCCAUGACUUGAUGUCCGUCCUUGGUUUGACAGCCAAAGACACCUCGACCGCUUUGGCUCUUUUCUACGUGGCCUAUGUCAUCUUCGACUGCCCCUCCAACCUGGUCAUGGCCAAGCUGAGCCCUCGCAUCUGGAUGGCUCGCAUUGUCAUUGCCACUGGUAUCAUUGGAACCUGCUUCGCCGCCGUGCAGAGCGCCUGGAGUGUCAAGCUUCUGCGUUUCUUGCUCGGUGUUGUGAUUGCAGGCAUGUGGCCUGGAAUGUCGUACUACCUCACCUUGUUCUACCCGCCUUCUCGAACGGGUAAGCGAAUCGGCAUGUACUUCACUGCUGCCCAGCUCUCUGCUGCUGUGGUCGGCCUUGUGUCUGCUGGCUUUCAACUCAUGGAUGGUUUGGGAGGCCUCGUUGGUUUCCGCUGGAUGUUCCUCAUCUACGGUCUGGUAGCUGUAGUUCUUGGCUUUUGCCUCCUUUGGUGGCUUCCCGAUCGCCCUCUUCCUCCGGGACAGAAGCGCCAGCGCUCAAGCUGGUUGAAAUGGCUCCCGGCAACCCCAGAAGCCCUUUCCGGCCAGGACGCUGUUAUUCACUACAAUGACCUCCGACGGGUCUACCAUCCUAGACCCUGGACUAUGAGGGAUUUGCUGCAGGUGCUGAUCGAUUGGCGUCUAUGGCCUUUGACAUUCAUGUACUUUGGCGUCGUUGGUGUUGGAAUCGGUACUCAACUUUAUGGAUCUGUCAUCAUCCGCUCCAUUGUGCCUACGGCAACGAGCAUCCAAGUCAGCUUACUCUUUGCUCCAAUCUGGAUCAUGGACUUGAUUGCGAUUCUUAUCAUGAUGCCGAUUUCAGACCGAUUCCACGGCUACCGACCUUUCAUCUUCUCAGCUGCGGUCUGCCUUCAGAUCGCCGGUCUGCUCGUCGUAACCUUUGCCCUCGACAACGGAUGGGCCCGGUACGGCGGUCUUCUGAUGGUCGGCUUUGGCCUCGGCCCCACCGUCCCCAACUGCAUGACAUGGACGAACGAGAUCUUCCAACGCCGCCACGGCGAGGUCGGUGUUGCAGCUGCGACUGCCCUGGUGUCCGGCCUUGGCAACCUUGGAAGCAUUGUCACGACCUACGCUCUGUACACCGGAUGGCCAGAGGAUGCCGCCAAGGGUCGGUAUCAGUACCGUCGCAGUAACUACGCAAUGAUCGGCAUCCUUUGCGUGAGCAUCGUUAGCAGCUUCGCCAUGUUCUUCCUGCUCAAGGUCUUCGGCAACAAGCCGGUGAGCAAGAUCUCGAACCUCGACUCCUCUAGUGAGAUUGAGGACGGCGCUGCAAGACGCGAGGCCCGGCAGCGAGGCUUUGGAAAGUUGUUUCCCCGUUCCAACCAAAACCAGGACGCCUGAAUGGGUCUCCAUCUUGGGGCGUUGAGCCGACAACCACCCGGAACAUACGCUGCUCCGGAAGCUUCAACAACCGCCUGUGGCUCCUACCCGACAACUUACACAACGCCCCGUCUGCGACGCAGCUCAACCUGCUGUUAUCUUCUUGUGCUAAUUACACGCAUUCCGUUUUAAUACAUUUU
This is a messenger RNA of Colletotrichum godetiae, 1930 nucleotides long. RefSeq names its product major facilitator superfamily transporter. The coding region runs from base 114 to 1751 and encodes 545 amino acids. NCBI's taxonomy places the organism in Eukaryota, Fungi, Ascomycota, Sordariomycetes, Glomerellales, Glomerellaceae. The transcript is spliced from 5 exons. Gene Ontology annotation, biological process: biotin import across plasma membrane. Gene Ontology annotation, cellular component: plasma membrane. The record is from RefSeq and is a predicted model, not a curated record. Gene Ontology annotation, molecular function: dethiobiotin transmembrane transporter activity; solute:proton symporter activity; biotin transmembrane transporter activity.